CAAAGUCACAAUAUUUUUUACCGUUCAAUUUCCGUAAACUUUAAAGCUGUCAAGAUUCUGCAUGCUGUAAAGUUUGUUGCUGUCUGUGUAUCUGUUGAUAUAUAUUAUAAUAAAAUAUGAUGUAGAAUCUGGAAAAAGAUUCAAUGGACAUUCUCAAGAAAAUCUGGAAACAUUUUUGCUAAUGGAUUUCCUUCUAAUUGGUGUCUGUUUAAACUGGAUUUUAAGAAAGCCCCCAGGGUUAAUAUUGUGUACAUUGACUAUACUGGUUAAAAUGCUUCCACUUGUGAGCAGUGGAUGCCCACGGCUGUGCCGAUGUGAGGGCAAAUUUUUGUACUGUGAAUCACAGAAUUUUACAGAACUGCCUCAAAAUCUGUCCGGCAUUAUGGGCUUGUCUCUGCGGAACAACAGCUUUUUAGAGCUGCAAGAUGGACAAUUUACAGGGUUAAUUCAGCUCACGUGGCUUUAUCUGGAUCACAAUCAUAUAUGUUCAGUGGAGGGGAAUGCCUUUCAAAAGCUGCGUAGAGUUAAAGAGCUCACUCUGAGUUCUAACAAAAUAACACAUUUGCCCAACACCACUUUCCGGCCGAUGCCAAACUUGCGUAUUGUGGAUUUAUCAAACAAUAGCCUACAGUCUUUGGAACCGGAUCUCUUCCAUGGGUUGCGUAAGCUGACGACUUUACAUAUUCGCCACAAUGAAAUCAAGUUUGUGCCAGUGAGAAUCUUUCAGGACUGUCGCAGUUUAACAUUUCUGGACUUGGGAUACAAUCAGUUGAAAAGCCUGGCUCGUAACUCUUUUGCAGGCUUGUUUAAACUUACAGAACUGCAUCUUGAGCACAAUGACUUAGUAAAGGUGAAUUUAGCCCAUUUUCCAAGACUGCUUUCUCUACAUUCACUUUUUAUGAAGAAGAAUAAAGUAACUAUAGUUGUUAAUUCAUUGGACUGGGUGUGGAAACUAGAAAAAAUGGACCUCUCUGGUAAUGAGAUUGAGUACAUUGAACCUCAUGUCUUUGAAAGUGUACCUCACUUGGAAUCCUUGCAGUUAGAUUCCAACCGCCUCACCUAUAUUGACUCUAGAAUCCUUAACUCUUGGAACUCCCUCACCAGCCUCAGCUUGUCUAGUAACAACUGGGAUUGUGGACGAAAUGUUUGCGCCUUGGCCUCCUGGUUGAGCAAUUUCAAGGGUCGUUAUGAUGGCAAUCUGCUGUGUACCACCCCUGAGUAUGCCCAAGGAGAGGAUGUGCUAGAUGCUGUGUAUGCAUUUCAUUUAUGUGAAGACCCUAUGGAUCCAACCAGUGCCAAUUCUCUUUCAAUAGCAUUAAACAACAGUGAUAAAAUUGCCAACCACAGUCCUACCACCACAUCCACGUAUAAUGUGCAGGACACUGAAGGAGAAAGAACAACAUAUAGCCUAACAGCCACUAUAGCCAGUGAACAUCCUGAAAACACUGUUCAGAUCCAUAAGGUAGUGACCGGGACAAUGGCCCUCAUUUUUUCCUUUCUAAUUGUGGUUUUAAUGUUGUAUGUUUCAUGGAAAUGUUUUCCAGCCAGCCUGAGACAACUAAGACAAUGUUUUGUCACACAACGUAGAAAACAAAAGCAGAAACAAACUAUGCAUCAAAUGGCUUCAAUGUCAGCACAGGAGUAUUAUGUUGAUUAUAAACCCAACCACAUUGAAGGAGCACUGGUUAUCAUUAAUGAGUAUGGUUCUUGUUCCUGCCACCAGCAGCCCGCAAGGGAGUGUGAGGUGUGAUUUUUUUUUUGUUUAUCUCUUUCAUUGGGAAUUAAACAUACAACCAAAUAACAAUGGCAGACCGGCUGAUGGCAUACAUAUUAAUGUAUUCAGACGCAUUUCUUGACAGACAUAUGGACAGGAUCCAUUGGGGGGAAAAAACAUGACAUUUUAGCUUUACUGUGUCUUAAAAACUUCAAGACAAAGUCAAACAUAAAAAUAAAAUAAAAAUUCAUAUGGUAUGAAGAUCUGUCUAUAUUCAGGAAAUCUGAAAGUGUAAAAAAAAAGGUACCAUUUAUUGAUUUUUUUUUUGUAAACUACAAUGUUUAAAAUAAAAUAGAAUUUCCAAUA
Molecule: messenger RNA, 2080 nt
Organism: Bombina bombina (fire-bellied toad)
Lineage: Eukaryota; Metazoa; Chordata; Amphibia; Anura; Bombinatoridae
Gene: LRRTM1
Product: leucine rich repeat transmembrane neuronal 1
Exons: 1
Coding region: 182-1750 (522 amino acids)
Molecular function (GO): protein binding
Source: RefSeq, a predicted model, not a curated record